Molecule: messenger RNA, 1018 nt
Organism: Tuber melanosporum (Perigord truffle)
Lineage: Eukaryota; Fungi; Ascomycota; Pezizomycetes; Pezizales; Tuberaceae
Exons: 5
Coding region: 358-765 (135 amino acids)
Source: RefSeq, a predicted model, not a curated record
GGAAAUUGGGGAUAGAAGGAAAGAGGAGAACCGGCGUGAUAAUAAGCAUAACAGACAAACAAAAGGGAAGAAAAAACGGGGGAAAGGAAGUGGUAAAGAAACGAGGGAAAAGAAAGAAACAACGAAAUCAUGGCAGUGAACGAUUUUUCAAACGCGGGCCUUUGGGUGUCACCGAAUGUUACGGUGGCUGAGGUGAAGGGGAUACCAAAUUUUUUUUCGAAGUCCAUGUUCGGGAAUACGCCGGAAUUGAAAUCGGCGGCGCAGGUUGUUGUGGUAACGGCGCUGGUAGCGGUGAUCCUGCGGAUAUUCUCACGACGGAGGUUGAAGACUAGAGUUUGGUGGGAUGAUGUUUGUACUAUGGCUGCUGUCUUUUUUCUCGUCACGAACCAGACGGUGUUCUCCAUGAUCGAAUUUCUCGGGAAGACGAGCUUUUCAUUUCUGGGGAAGCAAAGCAAGACUGAGGAGCUGAAGAGGAUUCAAAAGAUUGUGGUCGGGCUCAAGCUCACGUUGGCCUUUGAGGUCAUGUACUUGAUCAGUAUCUAUCUGGUCAAAUUUGGCAUGUUGUUCCUCUACUGUCGUUUUGCAAAACACACAAAACAUAUUACAGUUUACCUUCGGAUCACUCAAGUGUUAUGUCUGAUAGCCUUUGCGGUGUGCAUCCUGUCACUUUUCUUGAGCUGCAUUCCAAUAAGCAUGUUCUGGAGCCUAUCGAACUCAAAUAGGUUACCAUUUUUCAAGUUCAAUGUACUCGGAGGACUCUUUUGACAUACGCUUCUGGGAUCUCAAACAUCGUCACAAAUACCCUAGUCCUCGCAGUGCCAGUACCGCUACUAUUUAGAGUGAAACUGAGUCUGAGGCAAAAAAUUGGUGUAUCUGUGCUCUAUUUUUUCGGAGCCUUCGUGAUAGUAGCUUCAGCCCUUCGAUUCGCAACACAACUUCUCAAUGUAUCUGUUCCACAAGCGAUCGGGUGGUCGCAGAUUGAGAUAUCGCUGGCCAUAAUCUUGGCCUGCGCGCCCAU